This is a messenger RNA of Diceros bicornis minor, 4146 nucleotides long. It is a transcript of the gene ZNF704, whose product is annotated as zinc finger protein 704. Gene Ontology annotation, cellular component: nucleus. The record is from RefSeq and is a predicted model, not a curated record. Bases 3 to 1748 code for a protein of 581 amino acids. The transcript is spliced from 9 exons. NCBI's taxonomy places the organism in Eukaryota, Metazoa, Chordata, Mammalia, Perissodactyla, Rhinocerotidae. Gene Ontology annotation, molecular function: DNA-binding transcription factor activity; RNA polymerase II cis-regulatory region sequence-specific DNA binding. Gene Ontology annotation, biological process: regulation of transcription by RNA polymerase II.
GCAUGCAGGCGCGGCGUCUAGCCAAGCGCUCCAGCCUGGGCAGCCGCCGGGGGGGCGCCGCGCUGCAGCCGCCCGGCCCCGCGCCCGCGCCCGCCGGGGAGGGCGCCCCGCCCGGGCCCGCGCCCCCCGCGCCCGGCCCCGGCCCGGAGAGCUGGAGGCCGCCGCUGCCGCCGCCGCCGCGCGGCGCGGGGACCGGCCCCCCUCGGGCCGCCGGGGCCGCCGCCUCGUCGCCGGUGCUGCUGCUGCUGGGGGAGGAGGACGAGGACGACGAGGGCGGCAGCCGGCGGCGCAGGGGGCUCGGGCGGGUGGAGGAGAAGCCCCGAGGGGGCGCGGAGGAGGAGGAUGACGACGAGGAGGACGAGGACGAGGAGGUGGUCGUCGAGGUGGUGGACGGCGACGACGACGAGGACGGCGAGGAGCGCUUCGUGCCCCUCGGCCCCGGCCGCGCGGUGCCCCGGGGCCCGGCCCGGGGCGCGGUGAAGGUGGGGAGCAUCAAGCGGGAAAUGACCUUCACGUUUCAACCAGAGGACUUAAAACGUGACUCUAAUAAAAAAGUGUCUCAUCAACACUUGUUCCCCUUGGCCAUGGAGGAAGACGUGAAAACAACAGACACCAAAAAAGCCAGCCGAGCCCUUGACCAUGAGAAAGAAAACACUCGCUCCGUCUGUCUCCUUGAGCAAAAACGAAAAGUUGUUUCUUCCAAUAUUGAUGUUCCUCCAGCAAGGAAAUCCUCAGAGGAACUGGACAUGGACAAGGUGACAGCAGCAAUGGUACUAACCAGCUUGUCCACCAGCCCGUUGGUUCGAAGCCCUCCUGUGCGACCGAAUGGGACCGAGGGGCUCAGCGGCUCCUGGAAGGAGGGCGGCGGCGUGAGCAGCAGCGGCAGCAGCGGCUACUGGAGUUGGAGCGCCCCCAGCGACCAGUCCAACCCGUCCACGCCGUCGCCGCCGCUCUCAGCCGACAGCUUCAAGGCCCUCCGCAGCCCCGCGGCGCCCGACGACGGCAUCGACGAGGCCGAGGCCGGCAGCCUGCUCUUCGACGAGCCCAUCCCCAGGAAGAGGAAGAACUCCAUGAAGGUGAUGUUCAAAUGCCUCUGGAAGAACUGUGGGAAGGUGCUGAGCACUGCAGCAGGAAUCCAGAAACACAUCCGGACCAUUCAUCUCGGGCGUGUGGGGGACUCUGACUACAGUGAUGGAGAAGAGGACUUUUACUACACCGAGAUCAAGCUCAACACAGACUCAGUGGCAGACGGACCGAGCAGCCUGGCCCCGGUGUCACCCUCCCAGUCCCCGGCCUCGCCUCCUGCUUUCCCCAUCCCAGAGUCAAGCCGAACGGAAACUCCUUGUGCCAAAACCGAGGCUAAACUGAUGACACCCUUGAGCCGCUCCGCGCCCACCACCCUCUACCUCGUGCACACCGACCACGCUUACCAGGCCACGCCCCCCGUGACCAUUCCAGGAUCGGCCAAGUUCACCCCCAACGGCAAUAGCUUCAGCAUUUCUUGGCAGUCUCCACCCGUUACCUUCACAGGCAUUCCAGUGUCUCCAACGCAUAGCCACCCGGUGGGCCCAGGAGAGCAGAGACAGCACACCCACACGGUCUUGUCCUCCCCACCCAGAGGGACGGUCAGCCUGAGGAAGCCCAGGGGCGAGGGCAAGAAGUGCAGGAAGGUGUACGGCAUGGAGAACCGAGACCUGUGGUGCACGGCCUGCCGCUGGAAGAAGGCCUGCCAGAGGUUCAUCGACUGAGGGGCAGAGCGCAGGCACCGGCCGCCCAGAGGACUCCUGCCCUCACCGUCCGCUGCAGGUACUGGAACGCACUUUUCCUUCCGAACUAAAAUACACUUGAAGCCCAGGAAAAGCACCUCCAGGAUCCUUGGUGGAAUUACAGCAAAAAAAAUAAAUCAGCACAAGGUCACCACCUUCCUGUUCUUGCUGACAGCCCAGCCUCGAGCAGCUGUAACUGCUUUUUUUUCCUUACAAAGAAGAGUCAACUUACUUGCUGUAUGUCUCGGUCUGAAAGCUGUGGACUUCCGUAGCAAUCGAACCAAGAAAGUCCAUUUUACCUAGAAAGGAGACAUAUUUUGAUAAGCUCUCUGAAUAACGCCGUUUCUGAGAUUUUUUUUUGAAACCCACGAAAAAGCUACACGAUAUUGGGUAGCGUUUGUACAAAGAACAGUACCUGCUUUCGUUGUGAGUGGUCUUUUCCCUGUUUUCCAUUUGGAGCAGUAGACAUCAUGAUGUGUUGCCAGGAAGGGCAGCACGCUGGGUAUCUCUUCUGUGUCCUUUUCUGUUUGACUGUUUUCUUUUGAAGAAUGGCCCCAAACUUAACCACGGUAGAGCUGUUAGCUUGAAGGGCCCCAGGUGGCAUAAGCUGGAAAAGAAGUUGACGACGGAAUCCACAAGCAGACGUCAGCCCCCAGCUGAGUUCAGGACCUCCGGCUGUCGCUGUUAGAAAGCAUGGAGGAGCCUUCCUUGGAUUGAUAAGAAGCCCUUCCCCACAAGGCGACACAGCUCAUUCUCCACUUGCUGCAGCGCGAUGGAGAACAGGUGGCCAUCUGGGCAAGCCUCGACGCUUCUUUCAGGGACGUGCUGCACACCGCAGCUCCCAUCUGUUCGUCCCCGCUUGUCUGACAAAGUCAUUGCCGGGUUGAUGGGUCGACGGGCCUUCCCUCAAAACUCUACCCUGACUGGUUUCAGAAAAGGGAGAGAACUCCACCCAUCCUAGCGAGUUUGCUGUAUACAGCAGAGCACAGCCUACGUGUCCGGGGCUGUUCAGAAAGUCACGCGUGGUCGACAAGCCAGCGUCCAUGCUGAGUGCACUUUCACAGGUUGUAUGCUUUAGCAUGUCUGGGAGAUGGGUUAAUGAAUAAUGUAAACACUAUAUGGGUAAAUGGAAGGUUUAAACCUUUAUUUUUCUUACAAAAAUAUUGGAGCUAUCAUUAAGAAUUCACUCAGAAGGGAGCAUACAGAACACCAAAAGGAAAAUACGUGUUGGUAUAGGAAUCUCUGAAUUUAGUAGGACCAGGGCUUACACUGUGUUCCAGGUAUCGGGCUUUCCAGCCUGGUAUGUUUGUUUGUUUGUUUUGGUGGUAGUGGUGCGGGGAGGGGGGUAGUUGUCAAGUCCUAUGAAUAGGCUAAUUCUCUACCCUACUCUCCAUUGCCCUGUUAAAGAGUUAUGUCUCCUAUACCUAUGCAAAGAAGUAAGAGCACCUUCCAGGAUGCACUGUGUCGGGACAAGGGCCUAGGAUCAGCCAUAGGAAUGUUCAAUGAAAUUGCACAGAGGAAAGUUUAAUAUAUGUUUAGAGAUUGUACAUACACUUUUUUUUAAAGAGUAGAAAGAAGGCAUCAAGUAAUAACAGAUUAUCUUUGUUUUAAUAAGUGAGGGAAAUGUAAAGUGGUUCUACAGUGUAACGUCCACAAACUGUGCAUUCAUCUAUUUUCGCAAUUUUAUUUUUUAAACUCACAUAGGACUUUUUAAACACUAUUUUUUGAAAGAGAUCCUGUUUUCCUCCUUCAUUUAUUUUUUCUUUAAAAACACUUAUUUUAAGAGAGUAGAAAAGGAGCUUCAUUUAGCUUCACAUCAUGAAUACCAAUCAGUACUAGCCACAGCAGCAGCUAUAAUACAUGUUUUAGUACUUAGAAGGUCAGCCAGGAAAGGGCAUUUUUGUAAUUGCAGAAAUGUGUGUACAUCCUCCACCCCGGCAUAUCUUUUCUCCUCCCUGGUGUCCUGUCGCUUCACCUUCAGGCAUGCUCUGCUGUGAGGUGAUGCUCUGGCGUGGUCCAGGAGGCCCUGAGUUUUGGAUGGAUUGCCCAGGGGCCCCGGUGAGUCCAGGGCUGCUCAACCAUGUAGCACGUUCACCGCGGACGUAAAGGAUGGUUGGGGUGCAAUCCUGGAGCAUCCUGGAGAUUUUCUCUUCAGCAAAGCUCCCUGGCCCUCGAUCCUUGGAUUAAGGCACUAAUCAAAAAAGAUUAAAGCGAUGAGGGGCUAACUCCAUCCCUGCCAAGAACUUUGGGACAGGAGGAGGGAGCGAGCUUUGCUGUGGGGCAGUCCUGGAGCGAGGCUCUGUGGCUCUGCCCCCAGAGAUCCAGCCCAUGACUAGUUCUGAGCUCUGGCCUGGAUGAGCCCAGCUCAGCCCUUACCUGG